AUGGGCCACCUGCUGUCCAAGGAGCCGCGCAGCCGCCCGAGCCCCAAGCGGCCCCGCUGCUGCGCCUGGUGCCGCCGCCGCCCCCGCCGGCCGCCCCCGCGCCGCGGCCGCCCCCCGGCCCGCGCCCGCGACUGCCUCCUCCGCGGGCCCUGCAUGCUCUGCUUCGUCGUGCACAGCCCCGCCGCGCCCGCGCCCGCGCCCGCCUCCGCCGGCCCGGAGGAGGAGGAGCUCCCGCCGCUCCCGCCGCUCCCGCCGCUCCCGCCGCCCUCGCCGCCGCGGGCCGGGCCCCGCGAGUCCCAGGCCGAGUCCCAGCCCCAGCCCCAGCCCGCGUCCGCGUCCGCGUCCGCGUCCGAGCCCGCGCCCGCCGCCCACCGCCUGCGCGCGGCCCUGGCGGCCGAGGACUGCGCGGCCGCCGCCCGCCGCUUCCUGCUGUCGUCCGCCGCCGCCGCCGCCGCCGCCUCGUCGCCCGCGUCGUGCUGCCGCGAGCUGGGCCGCGCCGCGGCGGCCGCCUGGGAGCAGCAGGGCCGAGGCCUGCGCCGCGCCGGGGCCGGGGCCGGGCCCUGGCCCGCCGGGCCCCCCGCGCCCGCCGACAUGGUGUGCAAGCGCAAGGGGGCCGGGGUCCCCGCCUGCACCCCCUGCAAGCAGCCCCGCUGCGGCGCGGGCGGCGGCGGGGGCGCGGGCCCGGCGCGAAGCCCCGACGCCGGCUGCUGCGGCUGCCCGGGCGCCCACCGGCCCCCGACGCCCGGGGCCCCCGGCGGGGACGCCGCCCCCUCGGCCGCCCCGCCGCCGCCGCCGCCGCCGCCACCGCCACAGCCGCAGCCGCAGCCGCAGCCGCAGCCGCAGCAGCAGCAGCAGCAGCGCGACGGCGGCGACGCGGACUGGCGCGAGCCCCCCGACGACCCCUGCGACCGCGCCCGGGAGCCGCCGCCCGACGCCCCCGACAUCAACCAGCUGCCGCCCUCCAUCCUGCUCAAGAUAUUUUCCAACUUAUCCCUGGAUGAGCGUUGUCUUUCUGCGUCUCUGGUCUGCAAGUAUUGGCGUGAUCUUUGUUUAGAUUUCCAGUUUUGGAAGCAGUUGGAUCUUAGUAGUCGUCAGCAGGUCACUGAUGAAUUAUUGGAAAAAAUUGCAUCAAGAAGUCAAAAUAUAAUUGAAAUCAACAUUUCUGAUUGCCGCAGUAUGUCUGAUACUGGCGUGUGCGUUCUAGCAUUCAAGUGUCCUGGACUUCUUAGGUAUACAGCCUACAGGUGUAAACAGCUCUCUGACACCUCUAUUAUUGCAGUUGCCUCACACUGCCCUUUGCUUCAAAAAGUUCACGUGGGCAACCAAGACAAACUUACUGAUGAAGGACUCAAACAGCUGGGCUCAAAAUGCAGAGAACUCAAAGAUAUUCAUUUCGGCCAGUGUUACAAGAUCUCAGAUGAAGGCAUGAUCGUCAUAGCGAAAGGCUGCCUGAAAUUACAAAGAAUAUACAUGCAGGAAAACAAAUUAGUGACAGAUCAGUCAGUGAAAGCAUUUGCUGAGCAUUGUCCUGAACUUCAGUAUGUUGGUUUCAUGGGUUGUUCAGUUACUUCCAAAGGAGUCAUUCACCUUACCAAGCUAAGAAACCUUUCCAGCUUAGACCUACGUCAUAUCACUGAACUGGAUAAUGAAACAGUGAUGGAAAUUGUCAAGAGGUGCAAAAAUCUUAGCUCUCUCAAUCUCUGUUUGAACUGGAUCAUAAAUGACAGGUGCGUGGAGGUCAUCGCAAAGGAAGGGCAAAACCUGAAAGAGCUGUAUUUGGUGUCCUGUAAGAUCACAGAUUAUGCACUGAUAGCCAUUGGGCGCUACAGCAUGACCAUAGAGACGGUCGAUGUCGGAUGGUGUAAAGAAAUUACAGACCAAGGAGCCACCCUGAUCGCACAGAGCAGCAAAUCGCUGCGAUAUUUGGGGCUGAUGAGAUGUGAUAAAGUCAAUGAAGUGACCGUGGAGCAGCUGGUGCAGCAGUACCCACACAUCACUUUCAGCACCGUCCUGCAGGAUUGCAAGAGGACCUUGGAGAGAGCAUAUCAGAUGGGCUGGACCCCCAGCAUGUCGGCUGCCUCCUCCUAACACUCACGCCCACGUAGGUCCGCAGGCCAGGAGAGGUUGUCAAUUUGGGGUGGGUGAUCUCUUUGGAAACGUUUAAACUGUAACGUGUCUGCGUGUGUAUCCAAGUGUGUAUAUUUGUGUCUUGUUUGCAUAUUGCAUAGCAUAAGCGCAAUUGCUAUUUGCUCCCCGGUGAGCUGUUCUACUCUUUAAAAGGAAAGCUUUGAAAGCUAUAAACCUUGGCGUUUUUAAGUUCAAAGGCUUCUUUCUCUAAAAGAAAAAAAAGUUGUGGUUUUUUUUUUUUUUUUUUUUUUUUUUUUUUACGAUAGAAUAAAACAGUUGGAUGAAUUGUUUUUGCAAUCUAAUAACUGCCACUUUUAGAGAGCUCCAAAAUGAAAGUGGUGGCCCUCUUUUCAGAAGGGGCAGAAUUGUGCAUGUCUGUUGAUGUCAGAACAGAAGGAUGUUGCACUAAUUAAAAUUCUAGAAACCAGAGUUUUUCAAGGUCUCACACACACACACACACACACACACACACACACACACACACACACACAAAGAUAGUCUCAUGCGCUCUUGUACUGAUGAAUCUUCACUGGCACAGGGAUCUUGUCCUCCAAAUUCAGCUCAUCCACAGAUGCCCAACUUGCUAUAUGGUGCCUGGUUUAGAAACUAAAGAGAAUUCAGCCUUCCGUUAAACUUUUAUGGAGAUAGCAAUCUGAACUCCCCGUGUCAGCUCACAAAAGUUAUUAAUUAUUCAUCCUUCCUAAAAUGCAUUCUGUUGAGAACUAAAUAUUUUAGUUGAGUUUCAUGUUAAUGGUGUGUUGUGUUAGCUUUUUGUUUUAUGGAUAGUAACUGGUCAGGAUAUAUUUUAAUGAUAUUUAGAGCUAAUCUUAGUAUCAUUCAUAUUAAACCACCAAUGUAAUUAAUAGUGUGCAGUUAUUAAAAAACCUACAGAUCAUUUAAUUAUUUUUUGUUAAUUUUGGUAAUUAUGAAAGUAUAUUUCUGAAAUUUGGGGGUAGUCAUGUAGAUAAAAGAUUAAUGAGUGAGAUAUAAGUAGACAAUCUUCCUAUUAAAUUUUUUUUUUGCUUUGCUUUGGGCAUUAGAACAGGUUUUUGGGAAAUAUGCAUGUUACCAUCUUUUGAAUAGUUCUGCAGCUGCAAAGUUCUCUUUCCGGUUAGUGUAUAAGUUAAGAAGAAAAAUUAGAAAAUCUUUUCAUUAAGAUUCUGUUUACAUUUGUCAAAAGUACGCAUUUGUUUAAUUAAAUUUUUCCAUUUUUCAUUUAAGACAAUAUCAGUAAAUGAAUAUGUGUUUUGAUUUCACACAUCUUUUAUGAUGAAUUCAGAGUAGGGACUCAGGCUCAAAUCAUCUUUCCUGCGUCUAGAUUUAUAUAGUCAAGACAGCAGGGAGCCUUUUUAAGCUAAAGAGUGAUGAUUAUCUUUUACAGUAGAAUUAGAUAUAAACCCUGACUUGUGAAUUUCCUAUUUAUUCUUCCUCAAUGUGGACAUAACUGUUUUUUAAAAUUAUAACAAAUAUGCUGGUUUUUAGUUUCACUUUAUAAUCCCCAAUAUUGCUCAAAUGACACUAGUUCUAAGAAACAAAAGUUAGCUUUACAUUCGAAUGCCGUUCAUUUAUUUAUAAUGAGUCUUUUUUGGUAAGCAGUUGUCUCCUUUGAUUAUGUCAGUGUUUCUGAUAUGGCAUUUUUAUUUUUAUUUUUAUUUGUUGGCUUUUAACCCAGUCAGUUAGGAAAAUCUAAUCAGUAAGCACCAAGGGUAUUUUCCCUUUACUAAAUUCAUUACUAAAUUAAUUUAAAGGGAAUGAAAUUGGUAUAAGAAAAUAAAAGGGUUGCCAUUAAUAAGCUCUGGGUCUUUUUACACAUCAAACUGCAUCAGUUUCCUAUUUCUUUCCCCACCAUGGAAAAAUAUUAAUUCACAAACUUUUAACUGGUUUUUAAUCCAAAACUAAUUUAUAAGACAGUAUGUAUAGUAAAGUAGCUCGAGUGAAUAAACAAAAGUUUAAUUUUUAUAUAUGUCACAUUAUAUUUUAAAUAGGUAAAAAAAGAAAAAAGAGAGAGCCAUCAGUAAUAUAGAUGGUACCAUUUCAGUUCAAAGUUGUAAUAAUCUUUAGAGUAUUAUAGUUCUGUUGUCAAAUGGUUUCAGAAGUGUAUACCUUUUAAUGUUGCAUUGUUUUAAUCUAAAGUACAGCACUAUAACAUGCUUUAGCUUGGGGGGGAGGGUGGGCUUGGGAGGGCCUCACACUUACCUUUAAAAUGUUGACUAAUCCAGAAAGCCUGUUGCAAAAUAACCUGGAAAACUGCUUUGGUAUAUUUGUAGAAAUCUGUAGAAAUGUCAUACCUGACCUCAAAGCAUUAAUCUCAAAAAACAACUUGCAAAAGCAUCACUUUGAGUGAUACAGUCAUGGUUGUUAAAUGUGUUCUCAUUAGAUGCUUGAAAAUGAGGCUUAAAAUGAUUUUUCUGGGCAAUAUAGAGUUUCUUUUUUUUGCUUAGAAUGUCAUAAAUAUAUGUGAACACAUUUGAUGCAGGGCUUUUUAUCCUUUCCAAAAUGUCAACAGUAUUUUCAGAAUAAAGACUAUGAAAUAUAUUGCUGUAGUGGAAAAUUCUGGUCCUUUGUCUUUAAUGUCUUUUUGAGUGGAUAAAGGAAAUUCACCCAGUUUGUAGUUUCUAUAUUUCUGUGAAUCUUUUGACCUUGCAAUGGGUUGCAAUAAAAGAGAAACAAAA
Suncus etruscus (white-toothed pygmy shrew) is the source of this 4799-nucleotide messenger RNA. RefSeq names its product F-box and leucine rich repeat protein 17 (gene FBXL17). Gene Ontology annotation, molecular function: protein binding. The record is from RefSeq and is a predicted model, not a curated record. The transcript is spliced from 10 exons. Lineage: Eukaryota; Metazoa; Chordata; Mammalia; Eulipotyphla; Soricidae. Gene Ontology annotation, biological process: SCF-dependent proteasomal ubiquitin-dependent protein catabolic process. Gene Ontology annotation, cellular component: SCF ubiquitin ligase complex. The coding region runs from base 1 to 2088 and encodes 695 amino acids.